CGCAACAAAUUCGUCAUUGCCCCGCCGGAAGUAGCAUAGAAGGGCGAACGACUAUUGUGAUCGUCCAAAAGAAACGCGAGCUUCGCUUUGGACUCUUUCCAAAGCAGGCCAAGCUCACAGUCCAGUCGGUUGCCAUGGCGUCUCCGGGGGGACAAGGAGGGGGAGUUUUGUCCACAAGAGGAGGAGCCGGGUCCAGGAGGAUGAAGUGGGCUCUCGAGCUGAGUUUAGGCAACACCAGGUGUCGGAGCGACCGCCAGGCCGGCCAGGGCGAUGUCGUUUAUCCCAUCGGAUAUUCGGAGAAGCCCGUGCCUGACACCAGCAUCCAAGAGACGGACAAGAACCUAGUGGAAAAGCGAUGCUGGGAUGUUGCGCUGGGCCCUCUCAAACAGAUCCCCAUGAACCUGUUCAUCAUGUACAUGUCGGGGAACACCAUCUCCAUCUUCCCCAUCAUGAUGGUGUGCAUGAUGGCCUGGAGGCCCAUACAGGCACUGAUGUCCAUGUCAGCGACCUUCAAGCUGUUGGAGAGCUCCAGUCAGCAGUGGCUUCAGGGACUCGUCUACCUGGUGGGUAACCUGCUGGGCUCGGCGUUGGCCAUCUACAAGUGUCAAUCAAUGGGGCUGCUGCCCACGCACUCGUCUGAUUGGCUGGCUUUCAUUGAGCCUCCUCAGAGGAUGGAGAUGAUGGGCGGAGGGAUGGUGUUGUGAAGCGGGCAGCGCACAGACCCGCGAUCCAACUAUUUCCAGCUCCCGACGCAGCAGCCGAGAUGAACCCGGGACGCGACGGAGGCUUGGACGAGCGAUCGACGGCCGGCGUCUUGUCAAUUUGUUUUGCCUUGUUUUUGUUUUGUUUCAUUUGGGACAGACGCAUUGUUGUUCAUCAGCCGCGGUGCUUUUGCGUCCUCUGCGUGUUUUAUGGAACGACUACCAUCACCUGACAGUUUUUUUUAUAAAAAUUUUUUCCCCUGAAAACAAUUGCGUUAAUACUCUUGAUUCAUCAACUUGAUUUUAGAGAGCUCGCCAGUGUGUAAUGCAAUGUGUAACUUUAAUUUAUACUGAUUUGCCUUCACAAAAAAUAAAUUCUUCUUGAUUUGAA
Phycodurus eques (leafy seadragon) is the source of this 1092-nucleotide messenger RNA. RefSeq names its product ER membrane protein complex subunit 4 (gene emc4). Gene Ontology annotation, cellular component: EMC complex. Lineage: Eukaryota; Metazoa; Chordata; Actinopteri; Syngnathiformes; Syngnathidae. The coding region runs from base 135 to 704 and encodes 189 amino acids. The transcript has 6 exons. Gene Ontology annotation, biological process: protein folding in endoplasmic reticulum. The record is from RefSeq and is a predicted model, not a curated record.